CUAUACUCCAUAUCAUUGUACGAUCUGUUUAAAUAGUGAAAUCUCUAACUGAGGGUAAACUUCGAGGUUCGAGAAGGGGGGAUUUAAGCGACUUUAAACAUUUUUCGCGGGGGUAUUCGUCUCUCCACAUUAUAACUAGUUACUCAGUAGUUACCCGCUCCAAAUAUUGCUUGUGAAGGACAUAUAUUUCUCUCAGGUGGGAUAUAUUGCGUCUGUCGACCACCCCAAGUACGGACUGUUCCAAUAACAUCCGGAUUGACACUUAUUCCUCCAAGCAUCUUAAACCAGAAAUAAGCCCAAACUUUUCACAAUGGCACAAUCCCUCCAUUUCGUUACCCUUGAUGUGUUCACCAGAACCCCCUUCGCUGGUAACCCCCUGGCUGUAGUCUUCCUCUCCGACAGCGUUCCCAUAACUCAAACUCAAAAACAAGCAAUUGCCCGCGAGUUUAACUUCAGCGAAACCAUCUUCGUUCAUCCCUCGAAGGGUCCCGAACAGCCCCGCACCAUAGAUAUCUUCACCACGCUAGCAGAGAUUCCAUUUGCUGGCCACCCGACCAUCGGCGCAACAUCAUGGCUGCUGCAGCACGCCAAGUCAAGUAAUAGUAAUGAGGCUCCUCCAUCAACUAUUACCACCAAGGCCGGAGAUAUCCACGUCUCCAUAUCCACGGAGGACCCCACUAUGGUCUCUGCGUUCAUUCCGCACAACGUGCAUAUCCACUCGAGAAGAUUUGCUCUGGCGGAUCUGCUUAAACUGCAUCCAUCUAUGGAACCAUAUCUCGGCAGUGCGCACGCAGACGGGUUCCCUAUCGUCUCGGUUGUUAAGGGUAUGACAGCUGCACAUGUCCAGUUACCCAAUUUGGAAGCAUUGGCUACAGCAACGGUAGCCAGCGGAAAUUGUAGCUUCCCUGCGAUAAGCACGGAGGCGGGAGGUUAUUUUGACCCUGGCUGGGACGCGGGAAUACCCCUUCAUGUAUAUUUCUUUGUGAAAGACGUAUGGGAUGAGGUGCGGAAGACAAAUGUGAUUCGCAGCCGCAUGUUUUUUGACACUACUGAGGAUCCGGCGACUGGGAGCGCUGCGAGUGGGCUUGUCUCCUACUUGGUGCUUACGGGGCAGGGAGGCGGGACCGGGAGUGGAAACGAAAAGGAGACGUUGUUCCAUGUUGUUCAGGGGGUGGAGAUGGGGAGGAGGAGUGAUAUUGGACUGAAGGCUGUGUUAAAGGAUGGGGGUAAAGAGGUCGAUAAAAUCCAAUUGAGUGGUAGCGCCGUGAAGGUGUCUGAGGGAGAUAUCGUCGUCGGAGCGGAAUAGGGGUUGGAGUUCCACACAUCCCUAUAUCUUGGGUGCCAUUUUAGGUUAGGACUGUUUGUCACUCUGGCUCUUUUAUUGAAGAGCACAGCACAGUGAAUAGUGCUCUUUUUUUGUCUGUAUUAUGUGGUGUAAGGAUGCCAACUACGGUGGAAGUCAGACGAAGCCAAACAUACUUCCUAAAGCAGUAAUAUGGGACGUCUACCAGAGGAACAUGACUUCUAUCAUUUUCACGUCCACAACAACACUUAACACUUUGUUUUUCUUUCAAUUCCACAUUUCUGUGUUUAAUGUUUAUAUUUGAACUAACAAUAUCAUAUCUCUUUCUCUGGAGUUUAUAGUCCUAUUAUUCUCCCUAAAGUCUUACGACCUGUCUAAAGAUCCCGAUGAUAGCAAACC
Messenger RNA from Blastomyces dermatitidis ER-3, 1702 nucleotides. RefSeq names its product phenazine biosynthesis PhzC/PhzF protein. The transcript has a single exon. Lineage: Eukaryota; Fungi; Ascomycota; Eurotiomycetes; Onygenales; Ajellomycetaceae. The record is from RefSeq and is a predicted model, not a curated record. Gene Ontology annotation, cellular component: cytoplasm. The coding region runs from base 311 to 1306 and encodes 331 amino acids. Gene Ontology annotation, molecular function: isomerase activity. Gene Ontology annotation, biological process: biosynthetic process.